Molecule: messenger RNA, 2560 nt
Organism: Merops nubicus (carmine bee-eater)
Lineage: Eukaryota; Metazoa; Chordata; Aves; Coraciiformes; Meropidae
Product: papilin-like
Biological process (GO): axon guidance; cell adhesion
Cellular component (GO): plasma membrane
Molecular function (GO): serine-type endopeptidase inhibitor activity; protein binding
Source: RefSeq, a predicted model, not a curated record
UGGAGCACCGGGCCCUGGUCGGAGUGCUCAGCCAGCUGUGGGGAAGGGGUCCAGACCCGGACCGUCACCUGCAGAACUCAGCAGGGCUCUCAGGCUCAAGAAUCCUCCUGCCUAACGCAGCCGAAGCCGUCGGCCACCCAGCCCUGCCUCAAGGAGAACUGCAUCCAGGAAAUUGGUUGGCACGUUGGAGACUGGGGCCUGUGUUCCAAGAGCUGCAGUUCAGGCAUCCGGACACGCCAGGUCAUCUGCGCCGACGGCGACUCCAAAUUCUACAGCCCUGAGACGUGCAGAGCCAUCCAGCCCCAGAAACCAGCCACCCUGGGGAGCUGCAACACGCAGCCCUGCUACCUGCCGCAGCAGGUCCCCAGCAUGCAGGACACUAUGGGAUACGAUGUCACCCGCCAGUCCUCGCUGACACGUUACAACCCAAACAGCCCCGCUGCAGAUUCUGGUGAUGAAAGGAUACUUGGUGGGAGCUCCACAAUCCGUAGUACGUCUGGGAAUGACCACCUCCCAUCCACCAAGGACCUUGGCAUCAAUGUGUUGCCCGUUCGUUGGGAAUCCCAGUCACGCUCCUCGGGUUCCCAUCAGCUCAGCUUCUCUCAGGACCCCUCUGCAGGGACUGGCUCUCAGGACUGUCACCAGAGCCCCCACGGCUGCUGUCCAGAUGGGCACACUCCAGCUUCAGGCCCUCUGGGCAGAGGUUGCCCCUCCAGCAACUGUCACCGAAACAGGUACGGAUGCUGUCCUGAUGGCGUGUCGGCUGCCCGGGGUCCAAACAACAUGGGAUGCCCACAAUAUCACCGUGAUGUUCAAGUGAGCAGAGAUGAGCCCACUGCGGGCUCUCCAACAGCAAGCCCAGCCCAGGCCCAGCAGCGCCCCCCGGGCGAGUGCCGCAGCUCCACGUACGGCUGCUGUGCUGACAACGUCGCGUCGGCGUCAGGCCCUCGAGGGGAAGGGUGCCUCAGGAGCCCCAGCUACCCCUAUCCUGUCAUGUGCCAGCUGCCCAGUGCCCACGGACCCUGCACGAACUGGACCACUCACUGGUACUUCGUGGCUGUUGUUGGCAAGUGCAACCGGUUUUGGUACGGUGGCUGUCACGGCAACAAAAACAACUUUGCCUCAGAGGAGGAGUGCAUGAGAGUGUGCCACGGGUCGGUGGGGGUCAGUCCUCUGGAGCACCAGCCCUCUUCUGGCACAGGGGCCCUGCCACACCAGCACUCUGGUCCCUGCCACACCAGCACUGGCUCUCACACGGGGGACGCUCGGGGUCAGCCGCAGCCACCCCCGAGAGCGUCUGCAAGUCACAGCCAGGAAGGAAGAGCUUAUGGGGCUGCCCGAGACAGCCACGGGCAGGACGGCCGGAGAAGAGAGGUGCUGCCAGAGCCUUCCCCAAGGGGUGGUGUGCUGGAGAGCCAGCGCUGGGGCACCCAGCGGAGCAGACUGGAGAGCCUGAGCCAGCGCUCCUGGGAGGCGGCAGCGCCCGGAGCAGCCGAGAGGCAGGAGGGCCAGCACAGGCACGAGGCUUUCGGAGCAGAUCCUGCCGUGCCAGAGGGACUUGGGCACCAGGCGUCUGCAGGCUUGUUCCCAGCACGGGCUCUGCACAGAGCCAUCCUGGAGGAAGCCAAGCCCUCUCUGGUGACAGCAGCUGUGGGACAAAACAUCCAGCUGAUCUGCAAGACAGGCCUGUCCCCCUUCCCCAGAGUGGAGUGGAUGAAGGACGGCCGACCGGUCUCCUCAGACAGGCUCUCCCACCAGUCCGACAGCUCCUUGGUGAUCAGCCACGUCAGGCCGGAGGACGCGGGGACUUACACGUGCCUCCUCUCUGGUGGGACGGCAGAGAGGCGAGAGAUUCGGCUGCAGAUCAUAGAGUACCAGGGUGCUGUUCUGGCUGAGGGUGAGAGAGGUCGGGGCCUCCACAAGGAAAACCAGCAUCGAGAGCGGUCCAGAGGCAGGCAAGUUGUACAGGCAGCAGGUCCCUCUGCACGUCAGCCACUCACAUACAGGUUGAGGAUGGAUAAGAGCGAGCCCUCAGUAGUGGAGGCCAAUGUCGGGGACAGGGUCAGACUGCCCUGCACGGUGGAGGCAUCGCCGGCUCUCACCAUCGAGUGGCAGAAGGGUGGGCAGCCCCUCUCCUCUCCCAGACACAGGCAGCAGUCGGACGGGGCCCUGGUGAUCAGCAGGGUCAGCUCUGAAGAUGUUGGCUUCUAUACCUGCAUUGCCUCAAAUGGACGCGACCAGGACCGGCGCCAGGUCCUGCUCCGGCCUCUAGGAGAGCUGAGGAUCACGGGUCUUCUGCCAAGCAUCACGGUACCCGAGGGAGGGACUGCUCAGCUGCACUGCACAGUGACUGGAAGCAACGUGAAUAUAAGGUGGUCAAGGAAUGGAGUCCCCAUGCGGGCAGAUGGCCACCACAUCCACCUGUCCCAGGAUGGAAGCCUGAUCAUCAGCAACGUUCAAGAGGCUGAUGAAGGAUCCUACACCUGCAGUGCCUACAGCAGCAGCAACAACUCCGUCAGUGCCAGCACAGAGGUGAAAGUGCUGAGGAGCAGACCUAGCA